Messenger RNA from Rhizophagus irregularis DAOM 181602=DAOM 197198, 2897 nucleotides. RefSeq lists its product as uncharacterized. NCBI's taxonomy places the organism in Eukaryota, Fungi, Glomeromycota, Glomeromycetes, Glomerales, Glomeraceae. The record is from RefSeq and is a predicted model, not a curated record.
AUAGAUAAUUAAUCGGAAUUAUGAACCGACUUCUGAUGGUUUGGGACAUUUGUUUUUAUCUUAUUUUUACCUAAUAAAUAAUUACUUAAAAAACCUAAACAUAAUUAAGCCACAUAACCAGCCUCAUUUGGAAUACAAAUUAUUUUUUAAAAAAGUAUAUAACAUGAUAAUUAAUUGGCCGAAUUUUCUAAAAAAAGAAAAAAAAAAUGCAAUCCAAUUAUCUUAAGGUGUUUGUACUAUUUGCAAUUGUUUUAUGCGUUUAUCCCUUGCACACUAUAGCAGAAGUAAAACCAUUUUUACAUGUUGAAGAAAAAGAUUAUGGAUUAGAAUCACCACCUCGUGUGUCAAAAAUAAAGUCAUAUGAUAAUAUUAUUGCAGUAAGAAUUGUUAGAAAUGAUACAAGUAGAUCUGAUGCAAUGGUUCAUUGUAGUUAUGAUACACUUUUUUUAAGAAUUAUUUAUCCUAAUGGAACGGUCAUAGAAAAGGAUAUUAAAUUAGAAGGCGUUCAACUAUUCAAUUAUUGUUCUAUUAGACCGGGAAAAGAAGAUGAUCAUUUAAGGUAUGAAAUGAUUGAAAAGGAUAAAAUUCUCGUCGUUUAUUAUAAUUCAAUAAAUUAUAUGAAAGUCGAAGGAUGGGGAAUGUUAAUUGAUUUUGAUGGUAAAGUGUUUGAUAGGACACUUAUAGGAGUUAUUGGAUAUAAAGAUUUUCGUAUUUUCAGAUUACCACGUGUGCAAAUAAGUUUCAAUGUUAAAAAAGAAAAAGGAUUUAUCAUAGGUUAUAGACCACUUGCAAGUAAUAAUUUUGAAUGGAAACAAUAUAAAAUAGAAUCAGAUGGAAAAUUUACAACUUUGUCUAACGGAUUAAUUAAAUUAGAUUCUAGUGCAAUCUUUGGACUUAAUGCAUUAAUAUCGACAAUUGAUGAAGGUUACUCUUUUAUUUAUAAAUUAAAUGAUACAUUACCAAAUUCAAUGUUACGAGAUCUAAUUGUUGCAGAAUUUAUAGGUUAUAAUAAAUUUGAUACGACUAAAAUUUACCUUUAUCGAGCAAAUUUAUUAAAUAGAAUCCCUCAACCAAUAUCUUGUAGUAUAGAAUAUGUGGGAGUUGGACAUUCUUGUUCCUUACCUAUAAUGUAUAAUCAAAGUGAUUAUAAUCUUAAAAUUGGAUUUUUAUCAUCCGGAGCAAUUAUUUCAUUAAAUAUUACACAAAUUAUUUUUCCUGGUAACAGAUUUAAAUUUAGAACUUGGAAGUUAAAAAGUUUACUAUUUGGUGGUUAUAUAUUACCUGAACGUAUAAAAGUAGGUACGGAUUCUAGAUUAUAUAUUUACGUAUUUUCUGUAAAUGGUACAUUAUAUAAUACUUUAGGUUCAGAACAACCUUUACAAACAAAUCCAAAUUAUGCACUUGAAGUAUUACCAAAUAACACUCUCUUGAUCGCACAAAUGGAAUAUAAUAAUACUUGGGGAUUUAAUGCGAUUGAUAUACCUAAACUUACAAAUGAUAAUGGAUAUUAUAAUACAAAUAUAGAGUCAACAUUCCCUGAAAUUAAUUCUACAAUACCUUCAGGUAUUACGAAUACUUCAAUUAAUUUUUAUAUACCAGUAACACUAUCGGGUGGUAGAUUAUCAAUAUUUCAAACAAUUGGGGAAAGAAAAAUUUUACGUCAAUCAACUUCUGGUAUCCAAUGUAUAUUAGAUAACGAUGAUAAAAGAGUUAUUGUAAAUAUACUUAACAGUACUCUUAGUAAAUCAGGAGGAAAUUAUUUUAUUAAAAUUGAUAGUAAUUUUGUUAAAAGUAGAAUUUAUGGAGAACCUUUAUUAGGGGUAAGAGAAGAUACUUGGAAUUUCAUAAUUGAAGAUAAAAGAUAUUUAUAUACUAUUACUAGUUCAACAACUGCCUUACUUAGAUUAACUGUAAGAGGGACAAAUAUAAUUAAAAAUUCUACUAUUGAUGAAAAAAAACAUUUUGUUAAUACUUUAUUGGAUGAAUUAGCUGAUGCAGUUCAAAUAUCACGUGGUCGUCUUAGAAGUAUUAAAAAUCAAAUGGAUCCUAAUUCAAAUGAUGGAAGACUUUUGAUUAAUAUAAAUAUUGAGGAAACUAAAGAUCCACAUGAAAAAGAUGUUAAUUCUGUAAUACAAGAUAUAAAUUACAUGAUGUCAAAUAAUGAUCAGACUCCCAUUGGAUAUGGUCAACUUACUAAUUUGGACUUUACUUAUGGCUUUAAUCCUGCUCCGAAUUAUCUGGAAGAAUAUGGACCAAGAUCAUUGAUUUCAGUUUCAAUUGCAAUACCUUUAGUUAUUCUUUACUUUCUUGCUAAAAAAAGAGAAAGAAAGGGUCAGAAUAUUGUUAUUUUUAAAGUUAGCUUUUUUAUUUUUGAUUUUGUUAUUGAUACUCUUUUUAUAAUUAAUAAUGCUAAUGAUGUAAAAAGGUUAUAUAUUCCAAGUUUAAUAUUUUAUACUGUUCCAAUAGGACUAAAUUUGGCAUCAUCAUUUCUAAUAAUAGCGAAAGAAAAUACGAGAAAUGAGUUUUUAUCGUGGUUUACAGAAAAUAAUAAACUUGCUAGCAUAUUUAUAAUAUUGGCAGGGAUUGAUAUUGAUAUAUUAAGUGUUUUAUAUUCAAAUCUGGCGGGGUUUAAAUAUUUUCAAGCUCCAUUAUCUGAUUCUACUAAAUCGAUAAUAUUUUGGAUUGCUUUUAUAAAUAUUUUCAUUGAAGAUAUUCCUCAAUUUGUCAUUCAGAUUUUAUUUAAAAGGAGAUCGAUAACAUAUGAUAUUAUUCCAAUUAUUACUUUAAUCUCUUCAGCGAUAACUCUUACAAUUAACAUUAUAAGUCGCUCGCAUCAAUCUAUAAAUUAUAUUCGGGAUAAGAGAAGCGAGCGUCGUGUAUCCAUUCUUGAACUUGAU